Molecule: messenger RNA, 855 nt
Organism: Monoraphidium neglectum
Lineage: Eukaryota; Viridiplantae; Chlorophyta; Chlorophyceae; Sphaeropleales; Selenastraceae
Exons: 6
Coding region: 1-855 (284 amino acids)
Source: RefSeq, a predicted model, not a curated record
AUGGCGUUGAUCGCAGCGAGAUCCGCGCAGUACACAGACUACCCUGCGAAGAUCCCCCUGUUCAGCGGCAAUGCAGGCAUCGUAUCCGGUUCCGUGCGGGUAGUCUUUCCGGCAGUUGCCGGCAGCUGCGACUUCAAGGCGCCAUUCGCCCUUGACAAAACCAACACGAAGAGUGUCGCGGCAUCUUUGGCGCAGGCUCGCCUGCAAGAUUCGACGGCGCCAGUAACUGUUUCGAAAGUGGCGGGGUCGUACCCCUUCCAAGGCAAGCCUGACCCCACGAGGGGUGCGUUCAAGCUGGACUGGAGCAUAGAUGACUUCUCGUUCUCCCUUGACUCUGAUGCGAUUGGUGGGGCCAUCAACUCAGCCAAGGGCGUGAAGAGCCUCCGGUACAGCAUCAAGACCGGCACGGCCAAAGUCAAAUUCAGCGUCGGACCGGUUUACUGCCCGCCUUCCGGCUACUCCGCCGACUUUGUCGCCCCCCUGGCCGGCACCGCUGUCAAGCCCAACGCCAACCCGUGCAGCCUGAAGCUGUCCAAGUCAACGCGCGAAUUCACGCUCGAUUGCAAGAGCAUGAAGACACUGACUCUCGCGACCGUCGACGUGUACUUCGCCCAGCCUGGCAGCGCCAGCGGCGCGGGCGGUGCGGGUGGCGCCGGACGGCGCUUGCUGGGCUGCAGCGGGGUCGCCGCUGGCGCACCGCUGUGGGCCGCUGGCGCAGCCCCGGCGAGCGGCGCGGCGACGCCGCAGGACGCAACCGUGACGCCGCAAGGCGACCACCUGCAGAUGUGGAUAGUUCUGAAGGGCAGCAGCGUCAAAGGCACCGCUUUGCUGGCCGAUGCGUCCAUCCUGUCCUAG